AUGUGUGCUCGGAAGGUCUCUCCACCCAGCCAGCCCGGCAGUCCCGGCCCACCCUCCGAGGCCACCAGUGCUAGGCGAACCACCGGCAAGGUUCUAAUUCCUCGCGAUCGUUCCAGGCUGCUGCUGGCCCCCUCCCAGAUCCGUACCGCCCGGGCCUGCGAUCCCUGUCGCCAGCGCAAGGCCAAGUGCAAUGGCGGGAAGCCAAUCUGCGGUCAUUGCGAGCGGUUCGGCAUCGACUGCAUCUACUCGGAGCAGAAGCGGACCCAGGAGAAAAAGGAGCUGGAUAUGUUGCGGGCCGCCAUCAAGCGGCAUGAACGCAUGCUGCAGCUCAUGUCCCGCCCAUCCGACCCUGCAGAUCGUAGGCUGACCCGGCAGAUGUCGUCGCAGGGCCCGGGGAUUACCCUCGAGCGGAUGCAGAGGGCGUGGUUGACCCGACUGUCGGGGAAGCCUGAAAUGGUCAACCGACAUCCUCCGUACAACGUCAAUGCCACAGAACGAUGGACGUCGAUUGUCGACAAUGCAGCCGCGUCGCAUCUCUUCUCGCUGUUCUUCGUCUGGGAUAAUCCAACCUGGCUCCUCGUGGACCCGGGCUCAUUCCUUGAGGACUUUCACAGCGGGCGCACCCAGUUCUGUUCGUCAUUGCUAGUCCAUACCGUUCUGUUCUAUGCGUGUCACUUUUCCUAUGACUUUGAGAAACCAUGGGACCGGCGCGUGGAGAUGUCCACCGCGAAGCGACUGCUGCGCGAGGUCGAACGACUAUGGCAGCGCGACAAGGCGACCGUAUCUCUUCCCACCAUGCAAUCCAGUCUGCUCCUAGGACUGUUCUUCUGUGCCGCCGGAAAAGAUAAAAUCGGCGUUGAAUACAUCCAAUACGGUGCGCGGAUGGGGCUACACCUAAAUCUGCACACAUCACCUCAUAUCGAUGCAGCCCACAGCCGGGUAUACAAGACCCUCGCCAGCGCGGUCUACGACAUGCAAACCUUGGCAUUGCAAUUAGCAAGGAUACCGUCGGUCUGGCCGGGACCACCCGAGCUUUUCCUAUCCGAAGAGGACGCCGCAGCAGCAGAUCUCAACCAGCAAUGGGCGCCAUACCCGUUCACCCACCCAUCUCACCGGUCAUUCUUGUACACUGGACUCUCCGUCCGACGAAAGCUCUUGAUCGCCGUCAACGACGUGGGACAUCUGAUACAGGAACUCGGUGGCCGGGUGGAUUUGCAGGGCUGGCAGAAGGGGGCUGUCCUAUACCAACGACUGUUGCAGAUCGAGCGGAAUCUGCCCGCAGUGCUAGGGAUCCAGCGGAACCGAACGCCCCAUAAUCUAUGCUUUCACAUGUACUACCACAUGACGGUAGUGAAUCUCUGCGGACUGUUUGUCUCCCUGGACAGCAACACCCCGACGGAUGUGCUGAUCCAAGCCACGAAUUUCGACCCGCAAAAGACACUCGCCGAAGCAAUGGACGCACUGGCAACGCUGAUCCUGCUUUAUCGCGUAUGUCAUGGAUGGAAGUCAAUUCCAGUGGUGAUGGUGCACUACUUUGUAGUUGCGGGGGUGCAUGCAGCCUCGCACCUGGAGUCGUCGAAAUGGCGCGAGGUGCUGGUCAGCUGCGUGUCCGGACUAUGGCACAUGGGGCUGGUCUGGCGAGUGUCUCGUGCAUUUCUGCGGACGAUUCAACUGGUGUUGCAGAGUGCCGACCCGACAUUGAUUCCGGGUGAAGCGGCGUCGAUCUUGAAGGAGUUUGACGAGAAGGUGUGGAAUCAAAACGAGGUCAAAUCGCUGGCGGCCAACUAUGUGGUGCAUCACCAUCCGAGUCGUUCGCUGGCACUGGACCCGAGCAAUAAUUUCCAAGGGGAGGGGUUGGAGAAGUUGAUUCGAGCAUUUGAUCGACUGAAUACGGAUGAUUAGGUGGAUGUGGAGAGACGAAGGGGAGAGAAGAGGAAAUACACGAGAGGUCUGUACACGACGAC
This is a messenger RNA of Aspergillus sclerotioniger CBS 115572, 1964 nucleotides long. RefSeq lists its product as uncharacterized. Gene Ontology annotation, molecular function: DNA-binding transcription factor activity, RNA polymerase II-specific; zinc ion binding. The transcript is spliced from 5 exons. Lineage: Eukaryota; Fungi; Ascomycota; Eurotiomycetes; Eurotiales; Aspergillaceae. The coding region runs from base 1 to 1902 and encodes 633 amino acids. The record is from RefSeq and is a predicted model, not a curated record. Gene Ontology annotation, biological process: regulation of DNA-templated transcription.